Molecule: messenger RNA, 696 nt
Organism: Momordica charantia (bitter melon)
Lineage: Eukaryota; Viridiplantae; Streptophyta; Magnoliopsida; Cucurbitales; Cucurbitaceae
Source: RefSeq, a predicted model, not a curated record
GUGUGAAUUAUGGCAAAACCGAUAGAAAACGUGGAUAUCAACAAACACAACACUUGUCAUACCAUAUUAUCAUGCAGUUGUAUACGUGUUCAAAUUCCAACUCUCCAUGAAUCUCCCCUUCACCCAAACACACAACACGUUUCAAAAAUCCAACUCUCAAAGAACUAAAAAGUUUGAACUCUCACGAUCCUUCUACCGACACCACCAACUCUGUGGAACCUGAAGAAUUUAGAGAGAUGGGAAGCAAUGAAGAGUGGAGGAAAAAUGCAGAUACCCACAAAAUGACGCCUGAGGAUGUGAGAGCAGCGGGAGUGGAAGCCUCCAAAAGGCCGCCGGGGCACCACCCAGGCACAAUUCUGCACCAGCGGCGGAGCCUCCCCUACAGCUACACCACCAUGACCAUCGCCGGCCUCCUCGUCAUCGGAGCCACCGGAUACUUCACCUUAUAUGCCCUCAAAAAGCCCGACGCCUCCGCCAAAGACGUCGCCAAGGUCGCCGCCAACGUCGCAGAGCCUGAAGACACCAAGCCCAGGAAGUAGGCUCUGUUGCUGGGUGGCUGUGUUUCUUCUUUAAUGAAGCCUUUUCUUGUAUUUCUUCCUCACAUCAUCCAUCUGUUCCUCUUUAUUAACAAACUUAAUGCAAAAUAUGCAAGCAAAGGCAAUAGAGACAUCAAGAUGCUUUUCCAUAGCAAAAAAA